Cyprinus carpio (common carp) is the source of this 3270-nucleotide messenger RNA. Its product is annotated as aminopeptidase B. Lineage: Eukaryota; Metazoa; Chordata; Actinopteri; Cypriniformes; Cyprinidae. Gene Ontology annotation, molecular function: zinc ion binding; metalloaminopeptidase activity. The record is from RefSeq and is a predicted model, not a curated record. Gene Ontology annotation, biological process: proteolysis.
AAAAUGUUUUAUAGAUUUUUUUAUAGAUUAACUUUUUUAUUCAACAUUUUUAUGAUGAAAUAAAUCUAAUUUGUUACUAAGUGUUUUUUAUGUUGUUUGGUUAGUGUGUGUUAAUACUAAGAUGGAUGAAGUGAUCUAAAUAAAGAUUCUGUUUGUAUGUAAUCAAUUCAUUCUAACGCUGAGUUUUGUGUAUAGCCUACAUUGAUUUUUGUAGAUGGUUGCUCUAAAAACAAAUAUACAUUUCCAGAUGAUAAAUGCUGAUUAGAGUUAUAAAAAAUCCUCUUUGAAAUCUUGGGAAUUUAGUAAACCAGUGAUUAUGGUGACAUGAUCACAGCACCAUUCUUGAAAAUCGUGAACUGGAGUGAAAACAUAACACUGCAAAGGGUGAAAUUAAAAGGGUUAACUAUUACAUUACAUAGAUUUGCUUAUAUAAAUUAAAGAAAUGUUGUCAAUAUCCAUUUAGAUAUCAGAGGGAAAAAAAUCAUUCAGGUAGCAACGGAUGUACUGCCUAAACGGGGUCGUCACGUGGCAACUGUUACUUUUCUCUGAUAGGAUAAGCCAAUCACAGCGAUUACUGCAUUAUCACCGUUUACUGAAUGCUUCUUCCACAUUUUAUAAAAGAACGGUGAGGAGGGGUAUCAUUCGAAUGCAAGUUACUAAUCAUUUUAAUUAGUAUAUUUAAAAUACUGUACAUUGUAAUAUAAAAAUGUUUACAAUAAGACAAAAACGUCCUGAGAUUUGAAUGUGGUCUUAAAAGAGAAUUUUAUUUUACUGUCUUGCCCCUUUCGGGCCUACUUGACAAAGACAGGUAAUAUGUCUCGUAUAGUUGUUAACUACUAGCAUUUCACUUUUUUUGGUGAUUUAUCUUUUUAAGUCACCUGUCAUGUAUUCACGACAAACAACACUGCGCUGCAAUAACGCAGAGAACUGCGGCAUAAAUCCCAUCCAUAUGCUAUAAUGAUUAGUCUUCUAGCGUGUACACUGUUUUACAAUGGCUCAUCAUUUGUCAGUGAAUGAACGGACUGGGCGGCGUUUGCGGUGUAGAUCCGUCAGUUCAAUUGUUGCAGUGUCAGCAGUACAAUGGAUAAAACAUUUACGUUGUAUUCGGACAAAGCCGAAGACGUCGCUACCUCCUCAAGUUUCCGCCAGUUUAAAAUAGAUCAUUUUCAUCUCGAUCUUAAAGUGGACUUUGAGCAGAAAACCAUAUCAGGUACCGAAACAAUACAGCUGCAGUGCACUCAGGAUGGUCAAAGUGAGUUACAGCUGGAUAUUCAUCCGACACUGUCUGUGCAUGAGAUCACAUUCAGUCAUAAUAAUGCACGUGACUGGACCACAACAGAAUUUCUGAUUCGAGACUUCACCAAUUAUGGGACAACUCUGGUCGUGAAGUUUCCAAAAGCUUUCAACUCAGAUGACAAACUUCAACUUGUAAUCAAAUACACAGCUACUGAUGGACCAGGGGUGUGUUGGCUGGAACCAGAGCAGACUUUGGGAAAGCUCAAGCCUUAUGUUUUUACUCAAGGCCAGGCUGUUCUCAACCGCUCCUUCUUCCCUUGCUUUGAUACUCCAGCAGUGAAGAGCACCUACUCGGCAACCGUUCAGGUUCCUGAUGGCUUUACAGCAGUUAUGAGCGCUAGUAAAUGGGAUCAGAGGAAAGCAGACAGCGCUUUCCUGUUCACCAUGGAACAUCCCAUUCCUGCUUACCUGGUAGCUCUGGUAGUAGGGGACCUGCAGUCUGCUGAGGUGGGACCCAGGACACGUGUCUGGACCGAGCCUUGUUUACUGCAGGCUGCCAAGCAGGAGUAUGAUAAUGUGAUUGAAGAGUUUCUGUCUGUGGGAGAGAAACUGUUUGGACCCUACGUUUGGGGAAGAUAUGACGUGCUGUUCAUGCCUCCAUCCUUCCCUUUCGGUGGGAUGGAGAACCCCUGCCUGACCUUUGUCACACCCUGUCUGCUGGCCGGCGAUCGUUCUCUCGCUGACGUCAUUGUACACGAGAUCUGCCACAGCUGGUUUGGAAACCUUGUCACCAACGCCACCUGGGGUGAUUUCUGGCUGAACGAGGGCUUCACCAUGUACGCUCAGCGCAGGGUUUGCAGGGAGCUGUAUGGAGAGGCUUAUACGUGUCUGGAGGCAGCGACCGGUAAAGCUCUUCUCCGUCAGCACAUGGACAACACUGGAGAGGACCAUCCUCUCAAUAAACUACGGGUUAAGAUCGAACCAGGUGUUGAUCCUGAUGAUACCUACAAUGACACGCCCUAUGAGAAAGGUUUCUGCUUUGUUUCCUACCUAGCGCACCUCGCAGGAGAUCAGUCACGCUUUGACGCAUUCCUCAAGGCUUAUGUGGACAAGUUCAAGUUCAGAAGUGUGUUGGCAGAAGAUGUGUUGGAGUUUUACCUGGAGUAUUUUCCAGACCUGAAAGAAAAGAAUGUCCACAAAAUUGAGGGUCUGGAUUUUGACAGCUGGCUCAAUGUCCCUGGUUGGCCUCCAUAUGUUCCCGACCUCUCAGCUGGUCAGGAGCUGAUGAAACCAGCAGAGCUGUUAGCUGAAAUGUGGGUAAAUCAUAACCCAGACUUGGAAUCUAUCUGCAAAACUGAUAUAAAACCAUGGAAGACCUACCAAACUGUCUACUUCUUGGACAAGAUCCUUGAGAAGUCACCACUUCCAGAUGGUCACAUAAAGAAGUUGGAAGAGUGCUACUCGCAUAUUAUUGAGUCCAACAAUGCAGAGCUGAAAUUGCGAUGGGCCCAGAUUGUUGCAAAGAACCAGCAUAAACCAGGCUUCCAACAUAUUCGCAAUUUCCUCAAAAGCCAGGGGAAACAGAUGUACACAUUACCGGUUUAUCGGGCCCUUUGGAAUGGAUCAGAAGAGACAAAGACUCUGGCAUUGGAAGUUUUCGCAGCCACCUCGAAACAGCUUCACUUCAACGUCCGCAAUUACGUCAAAAAGAUAAUAACUUGAGCAUAAAUGAAAUAGGAAGAUAUAAGGGAAACCAAUGUAGCAAUGAUCUGCUUUUAAAAGCACCCGGGUAUCUUAAAAUUGUGGGGGUUUGAGAAUUGACUUGAUUUUGUGAAUUAUAUUUGUGAUUUUAAUAAAUAAAAUAUUUUCCGGGCAUUUAAUUACUUCCACAUGUCUAAAAUGUAUUGCAUUUUUAUAUAAAUAAAUAUAUAACAUUUGUAAAACAAAAAGAAAGCAGAGGACAUUUAUUGUUUGCACUGUUGUUAAUUUAUAUAUUAAAUGAUUGAAUUUUUCGACAAAUGGAAAUUCAAGGAC